AUGGACCUUCCGCGCAUCGUCGCCGCCAACAUCGACGGCCGCGCAGAAAACACGCGGUAUCGUCAAUCACAGUUCCAUCGUCUACAAUCUACAUUGGUUGAAAAUAUCGCGGAGAUCCAAGAUGCUAUCUGCUUAGACUCGUAUCAUACGCGCCAGGAGGUGCGCGCAGAGGUCGUACUGGCCUUGCAAGAGCUGCGGGCGCAUUAUGUCUCGCUCAGUCUGAGCAAGGAUCUUGAAGCUGAAUAUCGCAUCAAGAAUGGAAAGGAUAGCGCUGAUGCUUCCCGCGGAGUGGGUAUUGUGUAUAUCACCCCGACGACGCAUACGCUUUUUUAUUCGGUGAUUUCUGCUCUGACAGCCGCGCUGGUGGCCGGAAAUUGUAUCGUUUUGGAAGUGAGUUGA
Messenger RNA from Penicillium waksmanii, 399 nucleotides. RefSeq lists its product as uncharacterized. Lineage: Eukaryota; Fungi; Ascomycota; Eurotiomycetes; Eurotiales; Aspergillaceae. Bases 1 to 399 code for a protein of 132 amino acids. Gene Ontology annotation, molecular function: oxidoreductase activity. The transcript has a single exon. The record is from RefSeq and is a predicted model, not a curated record.